Molecule: messenger RNA, 2046 nt
Organism: Trichobilharzia regenti
Lineage: Eukaryota; Metazoa; Platyhelminthes; Trematoda; Strigeidida; Schistosomatidae
Source: the annotation of a GenBank genome assembly
AUGCCUGCACAAUCUUUUGAAUAUAAAUCAUAUGUGACAAGUAAUGAAUCUAGGCACGAUCAAGACAUUCACUAUAAAAUGUCAAAGAAGAUCGCUCAGCUUACAAAAGUUGUUUGCAUGCUAAAUACACGAAGUGAAGACUAUGUCGAUCUUUUUAAACAAAAUUCUAAGAUUCAUGAAGAUGAAAUUUGUGACUUGAAGAACUCUUACAGUUCAAAAAUAAGGGAUUUAGAAAAAAAACUGGAAAAAGAGAGGGACAGUAGUUGUACUGUGCUUUUGCUGGGAAAAUGCAUUGAUGAAAAGCAGCAAAAGAUCAUAGAGAUGGAAUCUGAAUAUGAUAAACUCAUAAACGAAUAUCAGUUAAAAGAAGAAAUGAUGAAAAUGAAGCACAAUACAGAGAUAAUCAAUCUUCAGCAAACUUUGGUUGAAUAUAAAGAAAAAUAUGAUAAAGAAUUGAGUGAAGUUAAACAAUUUGCUGAGCAGUGGAAAUCUCAUCAAUGUCCAAAUAUUGAACGGAUUUCAAGUGAAAAAUUACAACUUGAGGCUAAAUUAAAAAAUUUGGAAGAAAAAUAUUCUUUGUUAGAACUAGAUAAAGAAAGUAAAAUAAAAGACCUUAUAGAGUCAUAUGAAUGUAAAAUUCAAGAAACUAUAAAAUUCAUAAAAGAUGAAAAAACAAAAAAAGAGAAUGAACUUCUGACGAUUAAUAAAAAUCUUUUAAAUGAUUUAAAAACUCAACAACAUAUCUAUGAACAGUCAGUAAUUAGAAAUAAUGAAGAAAAAGAUGAAUUGGUUAACAGCGUUAAAAGUACUACAGAGAAAAACUUAACUGAUUACUGGCAAAAUAUGUUAAAUCAAGAAAGAGAUGAAUUUCAGACAGAAUUAUCUAAGCUACAUAAAUCCAAUGAAGAAAUAAAAUAUAAUCUAGAAAAUCAAAUCCAAAGUUUGAAGUCGCAAUACGAUCAACUUAAAUCAGAAUUUACAAAUUACCAAACAAAAUCAAAAUCAGACUGUGAGAAACUCCGUAGGAAAAUCGGUGACUUACAAAUCAUUGAGGAGAAUUUAAAAAGAGAAUUAAACACAAAAGAUGAAAAGUUGAUUAACUUAGAAAAAGCGGGGAAUGCUAAAUAUUUUCAGCUGAGAAAAGAAUGUGAUGAAUUGUUGGAAAAGAUAAAAACAACUGAAGAUCAAAUAGAAUUGAAAAAUGAAAUACAGAUGAAUAAGCAGAAAGUGAUUUUAGCCUCCAAAUAUGAAGAUAUGCGAUCGAAACUGAAAGAAACACAAAAAUUACUAAAAACCUCUCAAAAUGAAGUACAGUCGUUAAAAAAUCAACUUUCUCUACAACAAUCAAACCUAAUCAACCUUAAAGAAAUAUUCACAUCAAAAUUAAAAAAUGCAAGACAACUAAGUGUUGGUUAUCUAUCAUAUAUCGAGGAAAUGAAAAGAGAAUUAUUACACAUCAAUAAACUUAUAAGACAAGAAAUGAAAACAAAAUAUGAAUGUUAUUAUCAGUGCUUAUUAGCGCAGAAAACUGCAGAUUUACGCAAGACAUUAUACACUGAAAUUGAACAGAAAGUGAAUAAGGAUAAGGAAAUAUCAAUUAAAAGUGUUACAUCAGUUAAACAAAAUGAAAUUGAUCAUCUACAACAAGUGAACAAUGAAUUAAAAUUAAAGUUGACCAGACAGUAUAAGGAGUAUGAAAAUGAAGUUACAAAGAUUAAACGUCAGGCGGAAGAAGCACUUAAUAAAGAAAAAUUGAUCAAUGAAGUGGCACUCAGGGAAAGUCUAGAAAAUCAGCUUGUAAAGUCAUCGGCUGAAAUCGAACAAUUAAAAAAUAAUUACGAAGUUCUGUCAAAACAAGCUAAGUUAGAAAAAAGUUCACGUUUCACUGAUCUAGUUGCUGAACUCGAUCGUAAAUGGUCUGAAACUGUUGGUCGUGAAUGUGCACGUGUACGUGGUGAAACAUGUAUGAAACUGGAGUUGGACUACAAGGUGAAAUUAGAAGAGAUCAGGAGAAGAUAUGAUCAUGAUUCUGAAGAUUUCAUUUAA